UCUCAUCUCUGUAAUCGAGCGUCGAGCUGCACGAUCCGCACCUCUGCAAUUAUGCACGUUUCGCGUCGGUGGGGAUUCUCGGUAAACACAGCAGCCCGUGGCACCGUCACACAGUCCCUCCGCAUUCCCCACAGGUCGUCAGCUUGUGUGGAGCAGCAGCAGCGGCAGAAGCAGCAGCAGCAGGCGGACUGGCUCGUUGUUUACCAAAAAUGACUCGAUAUGGCUGCAGCAGCUUCCACCGCACGGUUCUGCGAGCGAUGCUGGAAACUAUAAGCAGCUGAGACGAGAGCGAGACGAAAAUCAUCUUAAUGAAAGUCAUACGUGGGGUUGGGUGGCCAUGGACCCAUUCAGCCAGCUUAUCCUCACCAUCUCGGUGACCAGCUUCCUCACCUUCCAGUGGCUCUUCCACAAAGUCAGCCCCUGGAUGUCCAUACGCAUCAGUCCAGGCUUCCUCGGCCUCAGUGACAAGCAGAAGGUGGAAUGGAACUCAAGGACGGUGUCGACAUUUCAUGCACUGUUGGUGGGAAUAUUCUGUCUCUACAUCCUGUUCUUUGAUGAUGCCGUCAAUGAAGACCCAGUCUGGGGAGAUCCUACACUGGUGAAGACUAAUGUUGCCAUCACAACAGGCUACCUCAUAUCUGAUCUGCUGCUAAUAUUUUACUAUUGGAAGGCGAUAGGCGACAAGUUUUUUGUAGUUCACCAUCUGGCAGCGUUGUAUGCUUACUACUAUGUACUGGGCCAAGGAAUGUUGCCUUAUUUUGCUAACUUCCGUCUGCUUGCUGAGUUUUCUACACCAUGUGUGAACCAGCGCUGGUUCUUUGAGGUACUAGGUUAUCCCAAGUCGUCCCGGCCCAACAUGGCGAAUGGCGUUGCCAUGGCAGUAGUCUUUUUCAUGGUCCGCAUCGCCGUCAUGCCAGUCUACUACAGUCGCAUGUAUGCAGUCUACGGCACCGAGGCCUUCUACCUGGUGCCCUGGGGUGGCCGUGUAGCCUGGAUCUGCUCCAGUAUCUGCUUGGACAUCAUGAACGUUAUGUGGAUGCAUAAGAUUGCCCGUGGUUGCUACAGGGUGCUGCGCUCAGCACGCCAGAGCAAAGCUGGCACACCUCAGGAGAACGGGAAGACGGAUUAAGGGAACCAGGGUGUCAGUGGUGAGAAAAUGCCACAACCACAAUCUCAGUGCAUUGAUGAGUAGCAGUUUGGACCCUUGCAUGUCAGGCUGCUUCAGUAGCAGCACAUCGUGGACUUGACAUUAAAGGACCGAAUGUAAUGAGGGAAAAUGAGAUUUUUUUUUUUUCUUUGGGAACCAGGUGCAGUCACUGAGAUGUACUGAUGGACCAUUUAACUGGCCAUCCCUAAGCCAUGAAAUAUGACCUCUCAGCAAUACUCUGUGUGCAUGGCCAAUUAUUUUUCUCUUGAACAAUUUACCACUAUAAAAAGAGGUCAUCCUGGGACAAAACGGACUGUUAGCCCAGCCACAAAUUGUCAAAAAGUUUACCGUUCUUUACAUACUUAGUGCUCAACAGAAGACUUUUUCUUUUUGUAUUAAUACUGCUGCCUGAGUUGCAGAAUAACAAAAAAAAAGGGAAAAAAUGAAAUAAAAGUUAAUGUUGAUGAUGAAGCAAAGAUUUGAAGGAAUCUCCAAAACAUUCAGUGAUUCCACAUUGAUGGUCAUCGUCACAAAAUCACUGUCAGACGCCUGUCGAGAGGUGGAGACGCAGACAGAUCCCAUUAAGUGCAAAGAAAGAGGUAUGAAUUGUAUCACUCACCUGCUGUCAUUUGAUUAAGAGGUUUAUUAAAGAAGUCAGUCUUUUAAAAAAAACAUGUUUAUUGGAAUAUCACAAGUCUCGGUUGCAUCUGCAUGGUUAUUUUAAAUAAUGUAGGGUUGAGCAGGCAUCGGUGUCAGUAUGUCGUUUAUUUCUUUUGUCUUGCUGGGGUCGAGGCAAAGAGUUUUUAAAGACACAAACAAUGUUUUAAUGAAAAGUGAGAUUAAUUUACAGAGUACCUUGGAAAUGUAAAAAAGGGAAACAGAAUGUCUUCAUGGAUGUUAAGCAGUUCAGGAGCAGAAUUUUGAAGUAUCGAGGCCUCAUCUGAUUUGUUCAUCUGCGUGAUUUGUGCAUAACAGUCAUAUACUUCACAAAAUAGGGAAAAAGGUAUCGCACUGCGUAAGCUAAUGUAUGUUGUUGACGCAGUUUUGUCACCAUAUUUAUUUCACAAUGUGCAGUGCAUGUGGAGGGGUGAAACUGGCCUGACAUGACGCAGGUUGGUAUGUAGUCUAGAAAUCUUUUAAAAGAGGUUUAGUAGGAGAUGUUAGCAGGAUUCUGACACUCUUUUCAUCAGUCAUUGACCUGACAUUUAUAAAGCUUUCAUACUUUCUAUUUAUGAUAUCUUUCAAGGCACCAUUUUACCCCACUCGCCAACGAGCUGCAUGCUACGGUGUGUGUUUUACAUGAAGGAAUUUUUUUUCAGCCAGUAAAUUCAAUUCAGCAAAGAAUCUCAGAAGUUGUUUUCUGCAGUUUUUUUUAGUUUUAUGUGAGGUCACAGGUGGUAGUCGGUGUUUCAAAUGGUAUAUGUGGGGGGGGAAAAAAAUGAUUGAUUUUGAAGAUUGUGAUUCAAACAGCUUUUGUUUGCCUCAUGUUAUAUGUGAUUUCCAAUCACCUGAUGUACAUUGUGUUAUUUCGUAUUUAUUCGGUGGGCUGAUAUAGGGUUUGUGUGUUCUUUCUUUCUCUCACAUGGAAAAUUUGUCCAAAUAUACAUGUUCUGAUUGUUUUGGUUGCCAUCGUUCUACUGGCGAAACAGUUUCACGUCAUACAACACAAGUCAGUUCCAAGGUUGUUGUUUUUUUUGUUUUUUUUUUUAAAGACAAAUGUGUCAUUUGUUGGAUUUUAAAGUUCUAAUUCACAGAUGAUUUAUGAUACGUACUUGAAUAUUCAUUGUAGAUGUAUCUUUUACAUGAGCUGUACAUCAAAAGCUUCUGUCAAAUGUUUCGUGACACAAACAGGGAUUGUUUUAAAGUAUGCCUUUUGCUAUGCUCAGCAUUUGAUUUCGUUGCCUUUUUCAAACAACGUAUGAUUGCACAGUGAAUAUUUUUGUUACACCCAACUCCUCACGUCACUGAAAGUUGUUUUUCGGUGAUUUUCUUGUGUGCUCUUCCAUGUCUGAUGCCUGUUUUAAUGUGAUUGUUUGGCAUUUGUAAUAUAGUUGCAAAUGUAAAAGUGAGAGGCUCAGUAAGGCUGGUUUGCUUUGGUGAUUUUUGUUUUGUUAUGCUUUUUAAGAUUUCAGAACUUUCUGUAUUUGUGCCAGUGCUUAAGCCAUUACUAGACUAUGGUAAAUGCAUACAGUGUUGCCAUGGGUUGAUUCUGUUUUGUAUUUGUUGUUUUGCUCUUCUCCCCUUUCCUUUUUCAAAAAAAUACUUUUUAUACAACCGUGCCAAUUUGCAACCAUGAUUUAGUGGUUCUGAAUGAUUCUGUUCUCUGCAUGCUGUGGCGAGUCACAGUAUCACAAGGUUCAGUUUAGUGAUGUGCGUCAGAACAGUGCGAGCGACUCAUUGCAGUUGUACCGUUGAUUACUGGCUGGCAAAAGAAGCAGGAGGAAUUUGACAGCUGAUCACGGGUGGAUGCCAUCUAUGCCACAGGUGAAGAUCACCAUCUCGCAUCCUAGAAAACAGCGACGAGGUGUGUCAAUCGAGUGUUUGUGUCAGGACAGCAGACCACUUCAGGUAGAAUCAGGGUAGGCUGUGUGUGCAAGCUCAUGCAUGGUGAAUAUGGUCUUCUUCAUGCACCUUCUAUAACUGCAUGUGGUAUUGCAUGGGGAUUGCACUGUAAACAAAAUAGCAUAUACAUUUUGCAAGAUGAAUUUUUGUUCUUUGUUUUCUUUUUCUUAGUACAUGUACAUAAUGUUUACUUAAACGUUAUUCUUGUACUGUGCCACAUAAUGUAAUCCACAGAUGAUAACAAUGAUGUGACGGUAACAUCAUAAAGCAGAUAUUUAGUCUAAUAUCCAGCACAGAAAUAAUCAGUAAGGGAAUACUUGAAUACUAAUCAGCACAGUUUAUAACAAUCUGGGCAGUGCAAAUAAACAUUAAUCUUAUGAGCAUCUUGCAUUACAUGUGUACCAUUGUUUUUUUUGUUUGUUUUGUUUUGUUUUUUUAAAUUUAUUAAUCCAAGACAAGCUGACAUGAAACAAAGCAAGUGCCAUGGUAACGGAGAGCCUGGUGCUGCUAUCAGCUUGUGAAACUGGUGUUUCUGUUCCUACUGUUGUUUGGAGGAGAUACAUGAGUAGGUGGAGUGUUUAGUGACAUUCUAUGAAUGUACUGGAGAGGAGAAAAUAUUUGUCAUUUACAUUUUCAUUUAUUCUUGACAAUAAAUACCAAAUUAACUGCU
This is a messenger RNA of Stegastes partitus (bicolor damselfish), 4379 nucleotides long. It is a transcript of the gene tlcd4, whose product is annotated as TLC domain containing 4. The coding region runs from base 338 to 1129 and encodes 263 amino acids. Gene Ontology annotation, biological process: lipid homeostasis. The transcript is spliced from 7 exons. Gene Ontology annotation, cellular component: membrane; endoplasmic reticulum. NCBI's taxonomy places the organism in Eukaryota, Metazoa, Chordata, Actinopteri, Pomacentridae. The record is from RefSeq and is a predicted model, not a curated record.